AUGCUGCAUGCUCAACAGUUAUUGGCGGAGAAAUGCGGGGAUGCAGGUGAAAGAGCGCUGGAGAAGUUCCGCCUCAACCUGGAGAGGAAGGACUGGAACCUGGAAAAGGAUUACGGCGAGGAGGAAAUCACCAUCAAAUCUUUGUUCGAUCAAGAGACGAAGACGCAUUUCCUCUUGACUGAGGCCCUGCUGGAUUUCGACUGCGACUGGGCAUUUCGAGACCUUAAGGACCACACGCUGGCAGCCACUGCCGAUUGGUACGCCGACAUCAAGGAAUGGAAAAUGAUUCAGCGACUGAAUGACGACUGCUGGGUGGUGUACCAGCUGACGGAGCCGAGGCUUGGGGGACUCUUCUCCAGUAGGGAUGUUGUCCUUCUCUUCCGAUUCGGAAAGGCGCAGGAUUCCUACUUGACUUCUUUCGUCAGCACUAUUUGGCCUGGGAUGGAACCGAAAAAGAACCUGGUC
Darwinula stevensoni is the source of this 465-nucleotide messenger RNA. The record is from the annotation of a GenBank genome assembly. Lineage: Eukaryota; Metazoa; Arthropoda; Ostracoda; Podocopida; Darwinulidae.